Bactrocera dorsalis (oriental fruit fly) is the source of this 7250-nucleotide messenger RNA. RefSeq names its product protein SCAI. The transcript is spliced from 10 exons. Gene Ontology annotation, biological process: DNA-templated transcription. Gene Ontology annotation, cellular component: nucleus. Gene Ontology annotation, molecular function: transcription corepressor activity. Lineage: Eukaryota; Metazoa; Arthropoda; Insecta; Diptera; Tephritidae. The record is from RefSeq and is a predicted model, not a curated record. The coding region runs from base 1312 to 3108 and encodes 598 amino acids.
UGUAAAUCCGAAAAAGUUCAAUAUCGAAACAAUACGUAGACGUAAGUGAGCACAAUUUUAAAUAGGAAAAAAUCAUCAAAUAAUUGCUAGUAAACUAGUUUUAAAUUAAUGAAAACCAAUUAAUCAUUUAGUGUAAACGUGUAGCCAUUAAAAACGAUAGAAAUUUCAUUCAAAAUAACGAUGAAAAGUUGAUAUAUUGAUGAUGAAAAAUUUUUACACGCCAAGUAGCUAGUCAGUGUGAAAUAGUGAGUUACCAGCAACAACAGCAACAACAACAGUUACACAAAAAAGAAAAAGCGAACACCGAACGAAAGAACACCGCAGAACCGGCAAAUCCGCACAUACGAACAUAUGUCAAAAUUUGAACGGCAGCAGUACAAGCAAAAGCAGCGACUAAAAAGGCACACAUUUCGAGUCCGAGUUCGAGGACGGGUCCGAGCCACGCGCAGUAACGCGAAAUUGGUCAGGCGAACGCGUGUACAGAGGCAGCAGGGCACAACUGGAGUCGCCGUAAAUCGACCAACUGUAAGCGCCACAAAACGCUAUUCGUGGACUUACUAAAAUGCCGCGAAUGAUUUACUUCCAGUUUUUAAUAGAAUUCCGCGAUUAGGUUUCGAAAAAAUCCAAAUCAACCCGGCAAAUGCUAUGAAUUUAUUGUUUGAAGCGAUGCCUCGAAGUGUGCUCUCAUCGACGGAAUCGAACAACGGGCCGAAAUUGUUUUUCCGCACCGCGAAGUAAAACGUGUGGGUGUUUAAUAUCGCUGUGAUAUCGUGACGUAUGUAUGUGUGAACAGUGGUCACUGCAAAAAAAUUUAAAAUAUAUACGCCUAAAAGCACACUGCAGGUUUGCUAUGCGAGCAUGUGUAGGUGAGUCUGUCUGCCGGGCAGGACAUGUAAGGACCUUAAACACAAAGAAAGCAGUGACAAGCGCGGCAAAGUGUGAAACAGCGAAGUCACGUUAAGUCAAAGUAAACCGAAAAUAGCAGAAUUCAUGCGAAAAGACAACGACGACGAAAAGGCAUUCAAGUGCAGAAGACGAAUUGAAUGCAAAGAUAAAUACGAAAACAGCAGCAGCAACAGCAACAACAACAGCAAACUAGCCAGUCAGUGAAGCCAGGCAGAGCUGGCACGGAAACGCUUGUAGUGGGUGUCUCGCCGCGGAGUGGCAACUGCCCAGCGGCAGCGUAUACGAGUAAGCGGCAGCGGCGCUAAGGAUAAUGGCGAAGAGCAAAAACACGACAACACAAUGAGCUGCGGUUUCACAAAAAGCUCCUUAAUAAAUUACACAUAACACAUUAGAAAUUGAAACGGUAUGGUGAAAAUGGAAUCCACAGAAGAACAGGAUCGAAAGUUAGUACUGGAGUUUUGUCAUUUGCUCGAAAAGUCUAAGCAACUCUUCAACGGACUCAGAGACCUGCCACAAUAUGGUCACAGGCAGUGGCAGGCGUAUUUCGGGCGCACAUUUGAUGUCUACACGAAAUUAUGGAAAUUCCAACAACAGCAUCGCAUGGUAUUGGACUCGAAAUACGGACUGAAGCGUUGGCAAAUAGGCGAAAUUGCAAGCAAAAUUGGACAGCUUUAUUAUCAUUACUAUUUAAGAACCAGCGAAACGAACUACCUGAACGAAGCUUAUCAAUUUUAUGCAGCUAUUAGGGGUAGGGCUUAUUACUCGCGUGCGAUCAAAGAAGAUCGGCCCGAUUUAAUGGUGAAGAAGUUGCGCUACUAUGCGCGAUUUAUUGUUGUUUGUUUGCUGUUGAAGAAAAUGAAGCUGGUUCGUGAGCUAGUGACGGAACUGGAAAAGCAAAUACAGGAAUACACAACAACUUACGAGCCAGAAGACCAUUUAGAAUGGUCAUUAGUUUUAGAAGAGAUUAAAGGUUUUAUAAAAGCUGAAGCUGCCGUGGCUGUUCUUCAUGCGGAUUCCAAUCCCAUCAUACUUUCACACAGUGGUUCCGGUUCUAGGUUGUCGCCGCUAACGACGCCACCAUGUGAACGUUCGCCGCACAUGACGUUGAGCCUGCAGGAGAUACUCAUUGUUGGCUCGGCGUGCGAACAGGCGAAGUUCUCAGAGUUAACAAUGGACAUGUUUAGAAUGUUGCAAACACUCGAACGGGAACCAACGGAAUCAACGCAUCCGAUGAGCAUCACACAUGGCAUGCACGGGCACGAUGCCAGCCCGGCUGCCAGCCGUAUACCACCAUAUGGUGUUCCAGGUUCUAAGGGUUACUUAGAAAAUGGCCGUCAUUAUAGAGACAAUCCUCACAAAUAUUUACUAUACAAGCCUUCUAUUAGUCAACUUCUGGUGUUCUUAGCUAGUGGAUUUAAAGAAUUGCCUCCAGGAGGCGCAUUACUCUUAUACAUGUCAGCUGAUGGUUGUUUCUCGACUACAAAACAUCCAGAGGACUAUGGCUAUGAAUUGGGUGGCCUUGCUACGAGCGUCAAGCGUGAUGGCGUCGAAGGCGGUGGCAUAGCGUGCCGAGGGAAGUCCUACAAGGAGAAUCAUUGUUUGUAUCCCGGAGACUUGUAUCCAUUCACUCGAAGACCAAUGUUCAUUAUCAUCGAUUCGGAUAAUUCGUUUGUCUUUCAACACAUCCCCCGGUACUUUGGCCAACCAUUAGUCAUAUUAAUGUCACCGCAGGAUGUACCGCCCGCAUUCCAAGCUGAUGUCCAACAUCAUGGUUCACUGUUCACAUUGUUCCUGCAUUCCCCACUGACGGCACUCUGCUACAUCUGUAAUGUCGGUGAUGUGCCCAUACAUCAUUGGGAACGCUGCCAAUCGCACGUAGACCGCUUCAUAACAGAGGCAUCAAGACUUGUGACGCGCUGUCGCAUCGAUGAAAUCGAGCAGGGCAUAGGUUUUAUAGACUCAUCGUACGUACAGUUCUUCGGUGAUGACUUCUUACGUACGCUAAUACUACGUUUCGUCUUCUGUGAUGUUGUACUGAGAUUGCAUCGUGGCUUUCGUGGACGUCAUAUGAGACCACGAUGCGAGCCACCAUUGCCAUCCAAUGAGUUACUCGAGCAUCCAUCACUGUCGCAUAUUAUAUUCCAAUUAGCGUCGGCGCUCGAUGUGCGCGGCCAUUUCUCCGACGGACCCGAAUGCGACUGAUGAUUUUUUAGUAAUACUUGUAAAAAUAUUUAUUAUUUAAAUUUACUUGUAAAACAAACAAUAGUCAUUAGAAGUACAGCAAUAGCAAGACAAACACGCAAGUUGGCAAAAGUUAACUCUGGCAAUGGCAAUGGCAAUAUGAUGAGGAGUGAUUGUAAGAUUGCGAGUAGAAGAAAUAAAUUUAAUUAUUACGAUAUUUAUUAUAAUAAAAUUAUUGUAAUUUUCUAUGAAAUAUAUAUAACUAUUUACAUUUAUUUUUUUCUUAGUAUCGGUUCCAUAGCGACUUUUUUACAACAUACAUACUUAGGUGCAUACAAGAAAGUUUGUAAAAGAAAUAUAAUUAAUUACAAAUGCAGUAAUUGUAAAAAAACUAAAAAUGGAAAAAAUAAAAAAAAAUAAUUUUAUUUCUUUUCUCACAAUUAAUUAUAAUAAACUGUAGAUAUACUUUAUGGUUUAUGACAGCUAACAAAUUAUACAACUGAGCGAAAUAAAAGAGAUUUAAUUAUUGCGAUAAAUUAGUGCUAAACCAGAAAAAUAUUGCUGAGCUUCAAUUGAUGCAGAAUAUCAUAAAAAUAAAGUCUUGAAGACGUACUUACAUGCAUACAUAUAAAACUCCGUAUGUAUGUAUAACGCUGGGAAAAUUUGUAAAGUUAAAAGCCGAAAUAUAUUUAUAAUAAUAUGGGCAGGACAGAAAACUAUCAAGAGUAUACGCUUUGACAAAGAGGAUAUACAGAUUUCUGCUUGCUGUGCCUCAAUGACUUGCAAAUAAUUUGUUUAUAAUUUUUAAAAAGUAAUAUAUUUCUUUUCAAUACUUUCCCCUUAAAAAGCUUAACCGAUAAAGUUAAGCUUAAGUUCAGUCUAUGGAUAGGUUAUAUUUAUGAAUACAAUAUUAUUAAGUAUUUGUUCUACAAUGUGUGAAAAUUUGGUUGAAACAGAAAAACACUGUAGCUGUUCUUGAUAAAUAUUUCUAAGAAAUACGUAAAUGUUUAAUACCUUUUUGUAUUACAAUCUGAAGCAAGAACAAUCCAGCUUGUCCCAAACUUUGAUUAUCAUUUCAUUUAAAGUUCUAUAACUUAUUUUGUUUUCGAAUGGAAUUGUAAAACAUACCUCUUUAAUUUUUUAAUUUUGAAAAAUUUGUUGGAAUUUUAUUUUUUUUGUACGUAGAAUUCAGGUCUAUUUAAUUAGUCACAAUUUAUCCAGCAAUUUUGCAUUUGCAUUUUACUGAAAACUUUAAUAAUAAUAAUAAUAAUAUUUUUUUACAACUUUGAACACAUGUACAAAUAUAUAUAUUUAUUUUGUCAUAUUUUUAGUUAUAAAUUGUUUAAUAUUAUAUAUUGAAUUAGUAUAUAAACUAUACCAUCUUGUAAGUUGGAUCAAACUGGACACCGAGUGCUAUAUUUUACUCAAAUCGGUGCAGUAGUUUUGCACUAUACUCCGGACAAAAUGUGACCUCGUAUUUUUAGUUGAGAUAUAAACAAUCCUAUCCCUUAAGAGUUGUAUCAAAUUGAACAUAAUGUGCUCAACUUUACUAAAUUCAUGUAUUUUAUUUUAGAUAUAAAUCUUACUAAAUCCGGCUUAGUAGUUUAGGAGUUUACCUCGGACAAAACGUGACAGUAAAUUUUUACAUAUCCUCAUCCAUACAAAUUCGUAAAAAAUCCACAUUCGGGCGCAUAAAUUUGAAUAAUUAUGGCGGUAUUUUUUCAACUAUUUUUUUUUCUGUGACAAAAUAGCUUUUAUAUUUUAGAAAUUAAAUUUUAAGCCAGAUUUCUCUGUAUUUUUUCAACAACGGCAAGCAAAGUCAUUUAAGUACAGCAAACGCUGUUGUUGCGUCCCGGUAUGAGUAUAAAAGCUUUAAAUAUUAGGAUGCCCACAAGCAUCCAGUGCUGUUAGUUAAGAUGAAGCUUUAAAAGCUGCAAUUAAUUCAGUUAAGUACUUACAUAUAUCUAUUAUUCUCUACCUCUUAUUUAACUAGUCUUUCUGCCAACCAAAAGGCAACUAAAACAAAAACAAACAAAAUGUCCUUUAUGCUCAUGACUGGUCACUCAAAACACAACAGUUGAACACCGAUUUGCUAAUUCAUAAGUUGUAUGCAAAUACAUGAAAAAUUAAAACGCAGAAAAAAAUUUAAUAAAAAUACAAAUAAAAUUUAAGUAUUAUAAUGAAAGAAAAGUAAAUAUUAUAAAAGCCGGAAAUACAGUUAAAUUUAGCUCACUUUCUACAUAUACGCAAAUGAAAAAUAAGCAUUAAAGCUUAUAAUUAAUACAUAAAGCAAAAAAAAACAAAAAACUAAAUAAUAACUACAAAUAAUUCAAAAAGAAAAAGAAAAUCGAGCUAAAACGUACGAAGCAAACUGUAUUUUUACUAUAUGAAUAAACAAAAAACGCGGUAGGUUUGUGUGAAUGGCUAGACAGCAACAACAUUCACUUGUAAUAUACAUAAUGCUCUAGGUAUGUUGAUGAUAAAUAUGACAAAUUAAUACAAAUACAAGAAUACAUAAAAAAUAUACUCAUUUUAUAAUAUAUUUUUGCGGGAAAAAUUUUAUACGAUGCAAUGAAACAAAAGUAUAUAUAUAAAUACCAUAACUAUAAAUUUAAAUUACGAUAAAAUAGCAUAUACAUACAUACUUAUAAAUAUAUAUACAUACAUAUAUAUAAAUAAUAAAUUUAUACUAAUGAAUUAUGAUAUAUAGUAUACAAAAUUAAGUGAAAGCAGCAAAGCAAAUCAAUAGCAUUAAAUAGGCAAAUGAGAGCAGCAAAUAGCGUGGGAGACGAACGAAAUUGGUAUAUACGAGUACACUCAAACACACAUAAACAUAUGUGACAACAAACAAAAGGGCAAAUGCGUGUAAUAAUGGUGAAAUGGCAAAAUGGCUGUAAUAUGUAUUGACAACAUUAUGCUGAAGAUGAUUAUUACAAAAACUAAAAAUUAAAAAACAAUAGCAAAAGUGUGGAAAAUCGAACAAAAUUGUUUGAUAUUUCUUAGGAAACUGAGACUACUGGGGGAGUUAGCAAAAAAUGUCUAUACAAAUUUGUUUCAACACAAACCUCUUCCUAUGCUUUUUCGUAAAUGCAAUGUUUCCACAAUGCGGCUGAGGGAGGCUGAUUUUUAAGCAAUUUGAGGAGUCCAAAACUUUUAAGCAAACAUUUGUUGCAAAAUAUAACACUCAUUAAAUCUUUGAUCUUGUUGUUGAGCAAUAUUUAUAUUUAAAUAAUUUAAUUUGGAAACUUAUAGGAGCAAGUGAUUUUUUAAAACUAUAUAAAUCUCCAUAAAUGCAUAUUUUUCAAGACAAAUUAACCCUCAGUCCAUUGUAAGAUGUUUAUCUUGCUAAACAAAAUGUUUGCCUAAAAUUGCCAGCAUAUUUAUACAAACAUAGUUAUUUACCUUAUAUACCUGUAGUGUACUGCAAUAAAUCUCGAUUAUAACCUUUGGAGUUUUAUUAAUUACGCUUUGUUAAAUGACCGUUAUAUACUAUAUACUGUUCGCGUGCAAAAAAAUUUACAAGUCAAAAUCCUUAGUAGUAUAUAUGUACAUACAAAAAUACAUAAGUUGGUGGAAUUUAUAAAACCCAAAAGUACUUACGUAACCAUGAAGUAACUUCCUUUCUCAAAUAAACUAAAAAAAAUCAGAAAAAACCACGCCCAUAAGAGUUUCAAACUUGCCACCUACAUUUGUUUAAUCAUUUUGAAAGUGAAAACGAAAAAAAUAAAACAAAACAAUUAUGUAAUAACUUAAAGUAAUAUUAAAAAAUAUACAUACAUACAAUAUAUAUAUACAUAUAUUAAAUUUUGUAAUUAACUGGUGGGUCAUGCAGGGCAAUCUGGUUGGCGUUCAUUGAAUGAAAACUCGCUUGAGAGCCGGUAAAAAUAUUUAAUAAAUUCAACAUAAAUCUUAGCAAAUAUACUAAACUGCGAAAGUAUAAACAACAAAUUAUGGCAGCCAAGCAUAAAAUUUUAUGAAAUAAACAAUAUUCUGCAUUUAAUCAACUAACAUAUUGAUAUACAAACUCAUUGCAAGCAUUUACAUAGGAGCAACAACUGCAUACAUACGUGUACUUUCAGCCAAUACACACAUACGCAUACAUACAAAAGAAGUCCAAGAAAGUUAGUUUCUAACAAAUUGAGAAUAAAAUUUAAGCGCUUUCA